AUGUAUCCUACACUGCUUGUGUUUGCUAGCCUUGUGGCCGCCAUCGCCAGUGUUGGCUCUCAGGACACCUCCUCAACCGGUUCACCUGUGGACGCCUGGAGGACGGUGACUCUGCAAAACAAAUUUUACCUCAUCUACCGUUCCUAUAAAAAUGAUGAAGGCCUCGGGGGCACCGGGGAAUGUGUCACCAUACAAUUGUCCGAGAAAGACGACGCAACCAAGACUACGAAGAGCAGAAUGACGUACAAGAACCCUGAGACGUCCGAAUUGACAGAAAAGAAUGUGCGUAUCAAGGUGACUUCUUCAGGCGGCGACACCAUCGAAAUGAGCAAUACAGAGGGAGGUGACACAUCGACCACUAGAGUUCAGUUCGUUUAUUCGGAUUACGGAACCUGUGACGUGGCUGUCGUUUUGGGAACAGACGAAAAAAGUAAGUAG
This is a messenger RNA of Ixodes scapularis (black-legged tick), 438 nucleotides long. RefSeq names its product female-specific histamine-binding protein 2-like. Gene Ontology annotation, molecular function: amine binding. The transcript has 4 exons. Lineage: Eukaryota; Metazoa; Arthropoda; Arachnida; Ixodida; Ixodidae. Gene Ontology annotation, biological process: symbiont-mediated perturbation of host defenses. The coding region runs from base 1 to 438 and encodes 145 amino acids. The record is from RefSeq and is a predicted model, not a curated record.